AUGGGUUCAUCUUUACACGCCAGAAUCAAAAAUUCAAUCAAAACAGUAGACGCAAUCGGGAUGCCCGGCUCCAAAAAAAAAGCCAUGGCUGUAAAGUCGGCUGGAAAAGUUAUGGCUUCCGUCUUUUGGGAUGCAGAUGGGAUCUUGAUGAUAGAUUACCUUCCUAAAGAUCAAACAAUUAAUGGAGAAUACUACGCUAAUCUUCUAGAUAAGCUUCAUCAAUGUAUUCAGCGAAAACGAACAGGUUUGGCGAAAAAAAAAUAUCUUCCACCAAGACAACGCUAG
Parnassius mnemosyne (clouded apollo) is the source of this 285-nucleotide messenger RNA. Lineage: Eukaryota; Metazoa; Arthropoda; Insecta; Lepidoptera; Papilionidae. The record is from the annotation of a GenBank genome assembly.